Molecule: messenger RNA, 3188 nt
Organism: Arachis stenosperma
Lineage: Eukaryota; Viridiplantae; Streptophyta; Magnoliopsida; Fabales; Fabaceae
Product: tRNA (guanine(37)-N1)-methyltransferase 2-like
Exons: 11
Coding region: 1304-2788 (494 amino acids)
Biological process (GO): tRNA N1-guanine methylation
Cellular component (GO): cytoplasm
Source: RefSeq, a predicted model, not a curated record
GUUUUUCUAGUUCUUAUUUUGUUGUUGGUUUGCUGUAGUUUAAAAUUUUAAUUGUUCUUGUUAUUUUGAUUUUCAGUUUUAAUUGAUCUUUUUUCUUAAUUUGUUAAUUUGAUAAAUUAUUAUUUUGGUGUUGUUCUUGACCUUUUGAUUGUUAUGUUGUGUUUUGCUGUUGUUGAUUUAAUAAAUUGUUCAUUGAGUGGAAGAUGAAAACCUGCCAUGUUAAAACUGCUCCUGCCAUGUUAAACCUACCAUGUUAAAACUGCUCCUAUUGGUUUAGUAUGGCUCAAUCCUUGCUUCCAAAGAGAUUCUACCACCAUGCUUGGACCUUCUCUCUGAGGUUGGCCCUGUGAUGAUUAAGGAUGUAAAUCUUGUGACCCACUUUAGAAAUUAACUUUUUAGUUUCUUUUUUAAAUUGAAUGUCGAAAUUUUGUUUGUUGAUGUGUGAAUAUAUUCUUUCAUAUUCCUCACUAAGUCGUAGUGAUCUGUAUGCCUUUGAUCCCAUAGCCUUUGUUAGUUAUUGUUGCAUAUUGGUAGAUAGAAGGCAUCAAAUUUUGUGACAUAUGGUAGUAAGUAGUAAGUAGAGUAGUUUAUUCUUUUCUUUUCUUUUAGAGAUAUGUCAGAUAGAACAAUGUAUAUACUUUUGAAAACCAAAUUGUUUCUUUUGAACCAAAAUUUGGGUGAUUACUCUUUUCUAAAUAUGCAAGCAAUUCUGUCUAGUUGGCUAUGAAAGCUUUCAUUUUCUUUCUAGUAUUAGUUCAUGUUGUAAAUGACCUUGUUUUGCAAAUAAAACAGUUGUGAAGUUACCGUGAAACAGUGGCGUGGAAUAGUCUCUCACUCUUUCUCUAAUUUAUUUUCUAUUUUUUUCUUUGGAAAAAAAACAUAUUAGGUAUUUCCUUUGAUUGGAAUGUAGAAGAUAAUACAUCUUUCUAUGGUUUUAUUCUUUAUUGUAACAAAUUUUGAAUAAUUGUUGUUAGUUAAUAUGGGAACCUUGCUGUUAGUUAUUUUAUUUAUUAUUUUAUUAUAAAACGGUUAUUUCGGUUGAAUUACGGUUGAACCGGUUGGACCAAUAAACCACUAAACCAGUAACUAGAAUGGUUCAAUGACCGGUUCGGUUUUCAGAACCUUGGUUAUGUUGUUCUUUUCAUCCUGUCCUAUUUAAUCUCUCAUUGUUAAUGGGCAGCGAGUGUGUUUGGUGCAAUAAUUUUAUUAGGGCGUCUAAACUAGUCUGGUGUUUCUGUCUUUAGAUAAAGCUUGAUUUUGUUCUACCACUUAUAUUCAUCAAGCUUAAUCUUGGAACUGCACGAUGUUGUUGGAUGAGAGUGAGUUUGAUGUCCACUUGAAGCUUUGGGUGCUUCGAAUUCCUUGCCAACAUUGCAAACUCGCCACUCGAAUACUCAAUGGUUACAUGCUUGAUAAGCCCCGGGUUAAACCCGUCACUGAGGACCCGACAUCUCGUAAAAACCGUUACGUUAUUCUCUCCGAGAAAGUUCAGAACCAAGAUUUAUCUGAUAUUCCGAAGGAAAAGCUCGAUGAGCUUAAGGGCUUGUGUGAGAUUGAAGUUGUGCCUUACUCAUUAACAUUAGGGUAUUCAUAUUGGAGUGCUGAUCACGUGCUUAAGCAGAUACUGCCUGCUGGAUUUGAGGUUCCCUCAUCCUUUGAAACAAUAGGUCAAAUUGCCCAUUUAAACUUACACGAGGAAUUACUUCCCUACAAAGAUGUUAUUGCGAAGGUUAUUUUUGAUAAAAACUAUCCAAGAAUCAAAACCGUUGUUAAUAAAGUGGGAACUAUUACAAAUGAAUUUCGUGUUCCAGAAUUUGAAGUUUUAGCAGGAGAACAUGAUAUGGUUACAGAAGUGAAGCAAUAUGGUGCCAGUUUUAAGCUUGAUUACAGUUUGGUUUAUUGGAAUUCUAGAUUGGAACAUGAACAUAAAAGAUUGGUUUCUCUGUUCCAACCUGGAGAGAUCAUUUGCGAUAUGUUUGCGGGUAUAGGUCCUUUUGCAAUUCCUGCAGCCCAAAAAGGAUGCCUAGUCUAUGCAAAUGAUUUGAAUCCAGAUAGCAUUCACUAUCUGAGGAUCAAUGCUAAAGUCAACAAGGUCGAAGAUUGCAUAUAUGCAUACAACACGGAUGCUAGAAGAUUCAUCUCCCAGCUGAUGGAGGUGCCAACUACUGAGGUUAAAUUAGAAUGUAAUGUUCCAAGUCUGAAUACAUGUGAGUCAUGCAACACAAAAGAUGAUGUUGAAACAUGUGCAGAAACUGCCUUGCUAAUUGUUGAUAGAAAGGGCAUAGGAGAUCGCAAUAACAAUAGUUUAGAGGAUGUAGAAUGUCCAUCAAAGCACGAUGAUACAUCUGUAACUUCUGCUAAGAGAUCUUCUAGUAGUUCCCAUGAAGAGAAUGGAAAGACUCGUGGAACUGAUAGCUUUAAAGGUAGUGGGAAAAGAGGAAGCCAAAACAAGAGAAUGAGAGGUUCCGAGUUCACUGACACAAAAACUUGGGAGCAUAUUGACCACGUAAUAAUGAACCUACCAGCAUCAGCUGUUCAGUUUCUAGAUGUAUUUAGGGGAUUAAUCCAGAGGAAAUAUUGGAAAGGAAAUCUACCAUGGGUCCACUGCUAUUGCUUCAUUAGAGCAACUGAAACUCCAGAGACGAUAAUAGCUGUGGUAGAGUCUGCUUUGAGUGCCUGUAUACAAAACCCAAUAUUUCAUCGGGUUAGGGAUGUAGCUCCAAACAAGGCAAUGUUUUGUUUAAGCUUCAGGUUGCCAGAAGCAUGCUGUAGGGAAGAUGAUCAAUAACAAGAGCAUGCUUUCUUGAUGCUGCUGAAGAGAUAUUAGCUUUGAAUGAUUUAUUACUCUAGUUUUCCGGGUAUAACAGGGCCAUGCCAUGCUAUCUGACUCAGAAAAGCACAGUUAAAAGUGAAAAUCAGCAAAAAGAAUAGGUCAUUCUUCAAAUUGUUUCCUUUUCCUCUUUUCCCUCUUCACACACACACACACACACACACACACUAUAGGGGCUUGUUGAUUCUUCUAGAAAGAAGUUCUUAGCUUGCCUAAUCAUAUGUUGUGAUGAAUUGGUGACUGUUUUUGAGCAAUGAUUAAAUCUGUAGAUAUUUCCCCAGUUAUAUGAGAGUUAGUAUUUUACAGCAUCCUACUUUAAGUUCUCAAGCUUUUCUUUGUGAUUGAUAAACAAUGUUGG